AUGGCGUCAGUUGCCCGAGCUCUGCGGCCGCUCGCUAAAAGGCCUAUCGCUUCGCUUCUUCCCACAGCGCGAAAGACUGUGCCCUCAAGGACUUUUCAAUGCACCCGCUCGUUCUCUGCAACUCCCCGCCGCCGCGAUGUCGACCUUACUUCUCUCACCCCUACUCCUAUCACUCACUUAUCCGAGACCGAGGCCAUGAUGGCUGAAUCCGUAGCCAAGUUCUCCCAAGAACAGAUUGGACCCAAGGUCCGCGAAAUGGACGAAGCCGAAACCAUGGACCCCGCCAUUGUCGAGCAGCUCUUUGAACAGGGAUUGAUGGGUGUGGAAAUCCCGGAAGAAUAUGGCGGAGCCGGCAUGAACUUCACGGCCGCCAUUGUUGGAAUUGAGGAACUGGCCCGUGUCGACCCCAGUGUCAGUGUUAUGUGUGACGUCCAUAACACACUCGUGAACACCGCCGUUCUCAAAUUUGCCGAUGCAGAGGGGAAGAGAAAGUGGCUGCCAAAGCUUGCCACGAAUACUGUUGGAUCAUUUUGCUUGUCCGAGCCCGUCUCUGGAUCCGAUGCUUUCGCCCUGCAAACCAAGGCCGUAAAAACCGAGUCUGGAUAUAAGAUCAAUGGCUCAAAAAUGUGGAUCACCAACUCCAUGGAGGCUGGAUUCUUCAUUGUGUUCGCCAAUAUUGACCUUAGCAAGGGAUACAAAGGAAUCACUGCGUUUAUUGUGGAGAAGGGCACGCCAGGAUUCAGCAUCGCGAAGAAGGAGAAGAAGCUCGGCAUCCGCGCCAGCAGCACCUGUGUCCUCAACUUUGAUGAUGUGGAGAUCCCCAAGGAGAAUCUCCUGGGUGAGGAAGGCCAGGGCUACAAAUAUGCCAUUAACCUUCUGAACGAGGGGCGAAUUGGUAUCGCAGCUCAAAUGACUGGUCUCGCCCUCGGCGCCUGGGAGAACGCUGCCAAUUAUAUCUGGAACGACCGCCGCCAAUUCGGUCAGCUGAUCGGUGAAUUCCAAGGCAUGCAACACCAAGUCGCACAGGCGUAUACUGAGAUUGCCGCUGCCCGUGCUCUCGUCUACAACGCCGCUCGCAAGAAGGAAGCCGGCCAAGACUUCGUGCAAGACGCCGCUAUGGCCAAACUCUACGCGUCGCAGGUUGCUGGGCGCGUCGCGGGCUCCGCGGUCGAGUGGAUGGGCGGCAUGGGCUUUGUCCGUGAGGGCAUUGCUGAGAAGAUGUUCAGAGAUUCCAAGAUUGGAGCUAUCUACGAGGGAACGAGCAAUAUCCAGCUUCAGACAAUUGCGAAGAUGCUGCAGAAGCAGUAUACGCAAUAAAUAAUUAACGCAUGAGAAAAAAAAAAGACAAGAGACAAAGGGAAAAAAAAUUAAAAAUUAAAAAUUAAAAAAUUGAAGAACGCAAUAGGGCGCCAUUUGGAUGGAGGUUUCAUGUUUGUAAAUAUAUAUACAGAUUAUAUGUGUGUAAAUACGUCUGUGGUAGAAGAGACAAGAAAACAAAACAUUUUAAAUUUUCAUCUCCGGGACGAUGGGAUCAAAACAAAAA
Messenger RNA from Blastomyces gilchristii SLH14081, 1543 nucleotides. RefSeq names its product acyl-CoA dehydrogenase. Bases 1 to 1317 code for a protein of 438 amino acids. Gene Ontology annotation, cellular component: mitochondrion. The record is from RefSeq and is a predicted model, not a curated record. Gene Ontology annotation, molecular function: acyl-CoA dehydrogenase activity; flavin adenine dinucleotide binding. NCBI's taxonomy places the organism in Eukaryota, Fungi, Ascomycota, Eurotiomycetes, Onygenales, Ajellomycetaceae. The transcript is spliced from 3 exons.